AUUUUAGGACUUUAAACACCUGCAGAACCCAAAAUGUAGUGUAUAAAACUCGUCGUGUCUGUCUGAACUAUGAACAUAUUUUGAAAACUAUUAAAAUCUCACUUCCGGCGUUCUCCGUGUGCAUUUCCUCAAUCGUCCGCUCGCUGUUCUGGUUGAGAAGGCCAAAUAGCGACUGUCCGUUCACUUCACUGAGAUGUCUGCUGCGUUACGUGUGGUCUACACCGUAUCAAGGCCAGGAUCAUUUCUGGCCAGUCAAUGUCUUGCACGUCCUCUCAGCCUAUCCGCGCACAGAGCAGGGAUAAAAUAUGUCAAUAAUCUGGAAGAUGCCACAGAUAUGAAGUCCGUCACGGACCGUGCAGCCCAGACUCUUCUGUGGACAGAGCUGUUCAGAGGUUUGGGAAUGACCAUGAGCUAUCUUUUCCGUGAACCUGCCACAAUCAACUACCCAUUUGAAAAGGGCCCUCUGUCUCCCCGUUUCCGUGGUGAACAUGCUCUGCGCAGGUACCCCUCUGGAGAGGAGCGAUGCAUUGCAUGUAAACUUUGUGAGGCCAUUUGCCCAGCCCAGGCUAUUACAAUUGAGGCAGAACCUCGUGCUGACGGCAGCAGGAGAACAACGCGCUAUGACAUAGACAUGACCAAAUGCAUCUACUGUGGCUUUUGCCAGGAGGCCUGUCCUGUGGAUGCUAUUGUAGAGGGCCCCAACUUUGAGUUCUCCACAGAGACUCACGAAGAACUGCUUUAUAAUAAGGAGAAGCUCCUCAACAAUGGAGAUAAGUGGGAGGCUGAGAUCGCUGCCAACAUUCAAGCUGACUAUCUCUAUAGAUAAACAAGCUUCAUGAACUAUCUCAUCUCAACAGUGACAAUAUAGUCUUCAACAUGCUCUCUUACCAAUAAUCACAGUUUCAAUUGCAUAAAGAAGAAUUGGUUUUAGACAGUUACAGUUGUGCUGAGUGCACAUUUUCAAUGCCCAGGGACUGAAUUCUUUUUUUGAAGAUGCACAUACUUUUUCGAUUUCUUUCAACUUGGUCAUACUUAUGGAUGCUCAGUUCACACACAGAUUAAAACAUUUCUCUGUACAUCUACAGCUGUCAUUUUGACUUUGAACACGUGUCACAACGUCACACAGAAACUGAGGUCACUUGUGUAAUAAAAAGUGUCUAAUGGCAUGAGAACCAAGUUGUGGACAAUGUUAUAUUCUCAUUUUGCAGCAGUCGAACCUCCCCAUUUUCUUCCUUUCAGAUUUUGACCAUCCAGUGGGUUUAAAUAAAGAAAGAGUUGUAAUAAACAAAAGCACUUCAGAAAGUGUUGAGUUUCUCACAUUGUAUCCUUACAGGUAAAACAUUUUAUUUGUCCUCGUGAGAACUGUACAAAGACUAAAUACUUGUGUACCGUAUAUAAUAAAUUAAUGCUCUGUCUAAGUCU
Pimephales promelas (fathead minnow) is the source of this 1422-nucleotide messenger RNA. NCBI's taxonomy places the organism in Eukaryota, Metazoa, Chordata, Actinopteri, Cypriniformes, Leuciscidae. The record is from RefSeq and is a predicted model, not a curated record.